This is a messenger RNA of Oldenlandia corymbosa var. corymbosa, 351 nucleotides long. NCBI's taxonomy places the organism in Eukaryota, Viridiplantae, Streptophyta, Magnoliopsida, Gentianales, Rubiaceae. The record is from the annotation of a GenBank genome assembly.
AUGGCCAAAUCCGGCCUGAAAUUUGCUCUCUUACUGUGCAUUUUCUUAGCAGGAUUUUGGAGCUUUUGUCUUAGCCUUAACGAUGAUACCAAGCUUCAGCCAACCGCAGAUUUUGUACCAAUGAAAAAUGGUAACAACCAACAAGAAUUCCUGAAAUACUAUCACUUCUCCGAUGUUCCGAAUUUUCCAUCUUUGAUUCAAGACAAAAGGUCCACCCGAGUCCACGUUACUUCCGGAGGUAUCAAGACAAGGAAAAUACUACAGACUAUUGGGAAUUUACACUGCGUGGGAUGCCUUCAUGUUGGCUGUUCGAGUUCCCCAAGCUGUCCUGCUAAUUGUUGCAUCUAUUGA